AUGGCGCUGCGGCAUCCAUAUCCAAACGUUUAUAAGUUCUUCAACCAAUUCGCAGCUCCAGACCAGGCUUCGCCAGAACAGUCGUCCAGAAGUCAAGGGCUCCGGAAGAGUGGGCCUCGGUCCAAAACCGGUUGCUCGACAUGCAAACAACGGCGUGUUAAGUGCGACGAAACAAAACCGGGGUGUGUAAGAUGUCAAAAUCUCGGUCGGGAAUGCGGAGGGUACGCUCCUGAAGCGCUGGACGAUUCAUCGAAGAAUGUCGCCCCAGUGCCUAUCCAUCCUCGGCCGAUGUCUGUCAUGUCAUAUGCUCCCUCUGUCGCUAUUCCAGGCACUCAAGAUGAACGUCGCUAUUUCCAGCUCUUUUGUGACAAGACUGCAGCGGAGAUCUGCGGGUCAUUUGACCCCUCCUUUUGGACCGAGAAGGUCCUCCAACUAUGCCAUUCGGAUGCCCCGAUCAGACAUGCUACGAUAGCAUUAGGAGCUCUCUCAAAAUCACUCGAUGUCACCUCCUUUCCGACCCGAUUGUCCCUCUCCGGAUUCCCGCAGAUUGACCUCUCUCAUUUAGACGAACACCACAGAUAUGCUUUACGGCAGUACAGUAGAGCCAUCGCUGAACUAAGACGGAUUCUUUCCGACGGACGGCGACAUCUGAGGACCUCGCUCACGUCGUGUGUAUUGUUCAUGACCUUUGAAGCCCUUCAAGGAUGUUACGAUGGUGCAUUGACUCAUCUUCGUGGUGGAUCGAGACUGCUGGCCGACUGGAGAACGGCGCGGCGAGGGCAAAGCUCGCGACUUUCACAGGAUUCAUUAUCAGAAAUCCAGGAUGGAUUGAUCGAUGAUCUCGGAAGGAUGUUUGCCCGGCUUGACGUUCAGGGUCUUUUCGUUCCGCCACCAUUCCCGAUGCCGGAAUCUGACUGGGAGGAUGUCGUUGUUCCCGAAUCAUUCGACAGCCUCCAAGAAGCGAGAGAAUCGUGGGAUUUCUUGAUGCAAGGGAUCGGGCAAUUCUAUCGAAAAUCAGUCGCUCAUUCGAUACAACAUCCGGAAAGGCUCACCAUGCCAUUUUGGUUACACCAGCACAAGCAUUACUCCACGCAACUAGACAACUGGCGUUCAGCGUUCCAGGGAAUAUUCGCACAAGAAUUACGCUCCGGCGCAGUCAUGGCAGAUUCGUCGGACAUGCUCAGCAUAUAUUUCAAUGUUGCCACCGUUCUCCUCGCCUCCAGUCUCGAGCAUACAGAAAUGCUCUAUGACGAGUACACGGCACUGUUUUCUGAAAUUGUUACAAAAGCGCAUCAACUCAUUCAAAGCUCCGAAGACCCAAGCAAUUCCUCACGCUUUACUCUGGACAUGGGAACCAUUCUCCCAUUGAUGGUCACGGCAACAAAAUGCCGAGACAGACGGAUACGAAGGCAGGCAAUUGCACUUCUAUGGUCCAAGGCACGCCGAGAAGGGCUCUGCUACGACACCAUUACCGUUGCACGUCUCUGCGCUUGGCUAUCAAGUAUCGAAGGAGACGGCGUACAGGAAGACUCGGAACCAAUACCAGAAGCAAAGCGGUACUGGAUCAGCUACAUGCAUCUCAGCUCGGAAGAACACUGGCUGGCGGUGCAGUUGACAUCAGCCACGACGAACGACAACGGAGAGCACACAUUUAGGGAAACGACAUUUUCUUGGUAA
Messenger RNA from Hyaloscypha bicolor E, 1677 nucleotides. RefSeq lists its product as uncharacterized. The transcript has 2 exons. The coding region runs from base 1 to 1677 and encodes 558 amino acids. NCBI's taxonomy places the organism in Eukaryota, Fungi, Ascomycota, Leotiomycetes, Helotiales, Hyaloscyphaceae. The record is from RefSeq and is a predicted model, not a curated record. Gene Ontology annotation, molecular function: zinc ion binding; DNA-binding transcription factor activity, RNA polymerase II-specific. Gene Ontology annotation, biological process: regulation of DNA-templated transcription.